Molecule: messenger RNA, 3502 nt
Organism: Carassius gibelio (silver crucian carp)
Lineage: Eukaryota; Metazoa; Chordata; Actinopteri; Cypriniformes; Cyprinidae
Product: 1-acyl-sn-glycerol-3-phosphate acyltransferase delta-like
Exons: 9
Coding region: 349-1491 (380 amino acids)
Cellular component (GO): endomembrane system; mitochondrial outer membrane
Molecular function (GO): 1-acylglycerol-3-phosphate O-acyltransferase activity
Source: RefSeq, a predicted model, not a curated record
CUGCCGGUCGAUGUGAACACUGUCACUGAACAGUGUGAAGCAGCCUGUGUAAAGAAACCGAAGCAGCGUUGGCUUUGAACAGAGGAAAUUACAUAAUGACCUGCUGAAGUCCCUGCCCACUUUCCAGUUCUCUUCGCGCAGCGUCUUUUUUGCCGGGUGUGGUCUCAUAUUCCUCCACCCAACGCUGGAAUCUCUUCUCAGCCUGUCCUGGCCAACUUAAAACAUCCUCCAGAUUAAUAUCUCUCUCAUGCGGUCUCUAAUCAUCUCCAUAUGAUGACACGGAUGCUCUACUACUACCACUAACCGCGCCAGGGGAAAAGAGGAUUUAGAGGAAACAGUCAAGACUCCAUGAUAAGGAUGGGAAUCCUUCAAGUAUUGAAAACCCAGCUGCUGUGUCAUCUCAUUAUCUGUUAUGUGUUCCUAGUCAGUGGGUUUAUUAUCAAUCUGCUCCAGCUUUGUACUCUACCACUGUGGCCCAUUAACAAGCAGCUCGCACGCAAGAUCAACUGCAGAUUGGGUUAUUCCGUUUCUAGCCAAUUGGUGGCUUUGUUGGAGUGGUGGUCCGGGACCGAAUGCACACUUUACACGGAUCCAGAAAGCUAUCCUUUCUAUGGCAAAGAAAACGCCAUUGUUGUCCUCAAUCAUAACUUUGAGAUCGAUUUUAUGACCGGCUGGACCUUCUGUGAGAGAUUUGGGGUUUUAGGGAGCUCAAAGGUUUUGGCAAAAAAGGAACUUUCCUUUGUUCCUGUGAUUGGCUGGAUGUGGUACUUCCAGGAAAUUGUCUUCUGCAAAAGAAAAUGGGAAGAGGAUCGCAAGACAGUAGUGCAAAGCCUGCGCAACCUUCAUGAUUACCCAGAAAACUUUUGGUUCCUGUUGCACUGUGAAGGCACACGUUUCACAGAAAAGAAGCACAAGAUUAGUAUGGAGGUGGCAGAGAAGAAAGGUCUCCCCAAACUCAAGUACCACCUUCUACCUCGGACCAAGGGCUUUUGUGUCACGGCCCAGAACCUCAGGGGAACGGUUACUGCUGUGUACGAUUCUACACUUAAUUUCAGAAACAACGAAAUGCCAACUUUACUAGGAGUGCUCAACGGGAAAAAAUACCAUGCUGAUUUAUAUGUGAGGCGGAUUCCUCUGGACACAAUCCCAGAUAAUGAGACUGAAUGCGCGGCCUGGCUUCACAAACUCUAUCAGGAAAAAGAUAAAUUCCAAGAGCAUUACAGACAGACAGGACGUUUUCCGGGUCCCAUUACAAGUCCUCCGCGCCGACCUUGGGCCCUGCUGAACUGGCUCUUCUGGGUCUGUUUGCUGGUCUACCCUCUCUGCAUGUUACUGCUCCAAAUGCUGCUAUCAGGAUCCACCUUCACUGUCAUCUGUACAUGUGUCUUCUGUCUAGCAGUGUCCGUUGGUAUCCGCUGGAUGAUUGGACAGACCGAGAUCGACAAGGGUUCGAACUACGGGAAUAAAGAGAUGCAAAUAAACAAUAACUGAGACAUCCACCAGUGCAAAACGAUCAUGCUACUUUACAGUCACGAGGGCAUUUUCACAACGGGAACUGCCAUUAGCCAAGUCCAACCGCCGUCAUAAGUGAAAUUUGAGGAAGUCGCCAAAUGCUGUUUUCAGCAAGAGUUGUUUGAAUAAUUUAAAAUGCUUCUCCGUUUUGAUUUACAUCGUUUUUAGGCUUUUAUUUUUUAAAGAGACAAGUAGGCCAUUUAAAAAAAAACUGUCCAUUUAUUCAGAUUCUUUUUUUAAAUAUUGCAAACACUGUUGGAGGAGCAGAGAACCAGCAGUUGAUGCCCGUGUAAGAGCAUGUUCGUCCACCCAUCCGAGUGCAGCAGCAGCAGAAAGGCAGAGUCAGACUGGCCUCUUCCCUCUCAUUGGUUGAUUAUGCUCUUAUACACCCAGAUGGUAAAGGCACGCCAUUGGCCAGCACAAUGUUGAGCCAACGCGGCACAACUACCUAUAAGGCUUAAAUAUGACUUGUUAACAGUGGGCUCUGCAGCAAGGCAAACAAAAUACCAUUUUAACAAAAAUAAAAUUAAAACCUUCUCUGAGACUUUCAGCCCCAGGUUUGUAUGCUUUCUUCAGUGAACCCUCAUUGAAAUUGUACAUACAGUCAGUCAAUGUCAAACUCCCUCCAUCUCCCAUUCUCUGAAGCUUUGUGCAGAGAACAUCCCUUGAAUUAAUGUAUUGUCUCCUAACGUAUUCCCUGUGACUCGAUCACCAACAGAGUGGCUAUUAAACUUCAGCUUUACAAUAUACUUUAUACACAGAAAAACCCUAACCCUAUUCUUACAGUAUGUACAUAACACACUUGUCCGAACAUUUCCAUCCCAUUUGCUCAUGUUACUGUACAUAUAAGACUUUCCCCGCUUUUAACGUCGCAAGGGGCUCGUGUCAAGCCGAGCGUGUCUCUUUUUCCUUCGUCAUCCCUCAUGCCGUGUGAAGUAGUGCUAGCAUUUAUGUAAACAUUAAGAGAAUACACGUCUUUCCACGUCACUCUUCAUCUGUGCAGACCUGCAAUUGAAAAGACAUGAGAUUGACGUGUUAGUGCCAUUUCCAUCAGCCAAUCAGGUGACAGCAUGUGAUAUUUGUUACCUAUACCGAAAUUAAAGUUUUCAUUUAUCCCAAAAAACUAAAUUUAAGUUUAUUUAAUAAUUUGAGAUUAUUACGGUGCAUCACUAACAAUAAUCAACUCGCAUGUAAAAUUAUAAUUAAAGAAAGUUUUUAUAUCAGCUUUUUAAUCUUUAGUUAUAUAACAGUUUCUACUUCAAAGUAUCCGAGCACAAAGCUUACUGAGAUUAUUGGAUGGUAGGCGCAUUACAAAUAAUAUUUUUAAGUUUCAACUGAGAGAUUAUUAAAAUUAAUUUCUGUUAAAAAUGUAAAAUCAAUAUUGUAAACCCAGCCGUACUGUCCAAAAAGUUUAUUAAUGAUUUAGGCCUUCCGAUAUUCAAAUAUUUCUAUUUGGCAAAUUUUAGAGCAUCACUAAAAGAAGUCAUUGCUGUAGAGCUCAAAGUGAGAAUUGAUUUGUGUAAGGAUGUGUUUUCAUGUGUGUAACAUGUUGGUGGAUGUACUACAAUUGCUGGUUGGAUCCAAUUUGGGUAACAGAUUGGAAAUUUGUCCUCAUCUCCAUCGUAUGUGUGACCCCUAUGAAUUAGCUGAAGGAAAUAACUAGCUGUAUGGGUGAGAGGGAGUUCAUACUUUGACAAAUGGGUGGUCCAACAGAGCGCUGGCGGUCCAGCGCCGCUUCGGUUCACUCUCCAGGCAGUGAUCCAGGAAGUCCUUCCCCUCUGUGCUCAGCUUUUCAGGAAUGGGUGGCUUGUGGCCCAUUCCCACUUUAUACAUGAUCUGGAAGUUAUGCUCAUAUUCGUGCCAAGGUCUCUGAAUUAAGCAAACAGUAUGGAACACAAGUUACUUGCAGUGGCAUGAGGUUUGUUGAUAUUUUUAAAAAUAAAAAUGGUACUACAAGACAAAUAAACUUUAAAACUGGUGAAUAUCCAAA